CAGAAAAAUCUAGAGGGAUACGUGGGCUUCGCAAGCCUCCCCAACCAAGUGUACAGAAAGUCUGUGAAACGAGGCUUUGAGUUCACUUUGAUGGUUGUAGGAGAGUCAGGGUUGGGGAAGUCCACACUGAUAAAUUCUCUGUUCCUGACGGAUCUGUACUCUGGAGAAUAUCCUGGGCCUUCGAACAGAAUCAAGAAAACCGUUCAGGUGGAGCAGUCCAAAGUGCUGAUGAAGGAGGGGGGCGUGCAGCUUCUGCUUUCAAUAGUGGACACUCCAGGGUUUGGAGACGCUGUGGACAACAGCAACUGCUGGCAGCCAGUCAUUGACCACAUCGACAGUAAGUUUGAGGACUAUCUGAACGCAGAGUCCCGCGUCAACAGGAGACAAAUGCCGGACAGCAGAGUGCACUGCUGCCUGUACUUCAUCGCACCCUCAGGACAUGGGCUGAAACCUUUGGACAUCGAGUUUAUGAAACGGUUGCACGAGAAGGUCAACAUCAUCCCACUGAUCGCCAAAGCAGAUACGCUGACCCCUGAAGAGUGCCAACAGUUCAAGAAACAGAUCAUGCGAGAAAUCCUGGAGCACAAAAUCAAAAUCUACGAGUUCCCCGAGACGGAUGAUGAGGAGGAAAACAAGAUUGUGAAAACAAUCAAAGAUCGGUUGCCCCUGGCUGUGGUCGGAAGCAACACUAUUAUUGAGGCAAAUGGCAAGAAGGUUAGAGGAAGGCAGUACCCAUGGGGAGUGGCAGAAGUUGAGAAUGGAGACCACUGUGAUUUCACACUUUUAAGGAAUAUGCUCAUCAGAACUCAUAUGCAGGACCUCAAGGACGUAACAAAUAACGUCCACUAUGAAAACUACAGAAGCCGGAAGCUGGCGGCCGUCACCUGUAAUGGCAUCGACAACAACAAAGCCAAAGGCCAGCUCACCAAAGUUGACACGGUUGAAGGCAUGAGUCCUCUCGCUCAGAUGGAGGAGGAGAGAAGAGAGCACGUGGCCAAGAUGAAGAAGAUGGAGAUGGAGAUGGAGCAGGUCUUUGAGAUGAAAGUCAAGGAGAAGGUCCAGAAGCUGAAGGAUUCGGAGGGAGAGCUGCAGCGGCGUCACGAGCAGAUGAAGAAGAAUCUGGAGGCUCAGCAUAAGGAGCUGGAGGAGAGAAGACGUCAGUUUGAGGAGGAAAGAUCCACCUGGGAGACCCAGCAGCGCAUCCUGGAGCAGCAGAAGAUGUACGUCAUGACUUUGGAAAAGAAUAAGAAGAAAGGGAAGAUCUUUUAAGCAGUUUUUUUUUUUUCCCCGGAUGAGUUCCAGGUUGUUCUCAUUGGCCAAUCCUCCCCCUAAACCUGAUCUCUGUGUGCGUGUCGAGCUGUUUGUGGACAUUUACCUUCAGGAAACUCAAGCCAAAAACCGAUCCGAUCUAAAAUACUAUACUCAGUUCACUUACCAGCUCAGAUCUGCAGUUACAUCCCCCCUCAAAAAAAGGCCACAUUAUUCAAGGCAUAUGAUCAAUCCUUUACUCAUAACUGAAGAAAUACGACUGUACUCUAUUUCCCCACCCUUGUAAAUCAUGUAACGUGGCCAAAUGGUUGAACUGUAAUGCACAAGUGACAUGCGGAGGAGGGACAGGCAAACGUAUUAUUUGCUUCUAAUUUAGUUUUUCUCUUAUCGCAAACGUGUAAAAUGUCUGUCUAGUCAGUAUCCUUUGACCACCUCCUAUAACUUCAUUAAUGUUAUUUCAGUUAUUUUUUAUAUAUAUAUAUAUAUAUAAAUAUAAAUAUGUAUACGUACACGGAGACAGCUAACGUAAUAUUUUUUAUGUAUGUUUAUCCAGCAGACUGGUGUUUAUUCCUCUCGAACGGUCGCGCUCACGUUUGUCUGUAACUUCACCUCUGCUGUACAGUAUUUCAGCUGUUUGGACACAGGCAGUUCUUUGUUUUCGUAUAUGUUACGUUCUCCAUCAUCUGUAUUUUUAAUUUUAUUUUUCAUUUGUAUUGUACAGUCUCUUAAUAAACUUGUGAUGAUA
Messenger RNA from Danio aesculapii, 2014 nucleotides. RefSeq names its product septin 7b (gene septin7b). The record is from RefSeq and is a predicted model, not a curated record. NCBI's taxonomy places the organism in Eukaryota, Metazoa, Chordata, Actinopteri, Cypriniformes, Danionidae. Gene Ontology annotation, molecular function: GTP binding; GTPase activity; molecular adaptor activity. Bases 91 to 1269 code for a protein of 392 amino acids. The transcript is spliced from 13 exons. Gene Ontology annotation, biological process: cilium assembly; cytoskeleton-dependent cytokinesis. Gene Ontology annotation, cellular component: cell division site; septin ring; microtubule cytoskeleton.